Messenger RNA from Malus domestica (apple), 1783 nucleotides. The record is from RefSeq and is a predicted model, not a curated record. Lineage: Eukaryota; Viridiplantae; Streptophyta; Magnoliopsida; Rosales; Rosaceae.
GUCCAACAGCGUUCUUGCUACCAAAAGGAGAGACUUCUGCUCAUUAAAAAAUCAAAACUGCCUCAGAAUCGCCGCCUACACAGACAUGCUAGUCUUGAUGGAUGUCCCUCCACGCUCUCCCUCCUCUCCCCCUUUCUCUCUCUGCUGUAUUUUUUAGUCUUCAAGUAGAAUCUCCAAAACCAUAGAGAAGAGCUGUCGUUUUCUUUUGGAUUAGUCAAAUCUUGUACCAAACCGAAACGGUCCACUUUCAAACGAGCUCCCUAUUUAUGUCCUUCUUCUUCCUCGCCAUUUAGGUUUCAUACACUCCACAAGUUUCAAACUUUGAAUUCGAAUCAGUCGGCUUCUGGAUUUUUGCCUUCUGGGUAGUUCUACUUUCAGCUCCAGAAGAACUUGCACUGAAAAAAGUUACCAGCAUAAGGAUAUCUUGGUUCACUUUCAAAGCUUAUGCUUGUGGGAACGAUGCCUACCUCUACAAUGCCCAUCCCACGGGUAGCAUCUAAUUUUGAUGAGGUUUCUAUGCAUCAGAGCUUGCUUUUCUCUGAUAGUCUCAAGGAUUUGAAGAAUUUGAGAAGACAAUUGUACUCAGCAGCAGAGUACUUUGAACUGUCAUACACAAAUGAUGACCAGAAACAAAUAGUGGUAGAAACAUUGAAAGAUUAUGCCAUUAAAGCUCUCGUGAAUACGGUGGAUCAUUUGGGUUCUGUUACAUAUAAGGUUAACGAUCUCUUUGAUGAAAAGGUGGAUGAAGUUUCUGGCACAGAGUUUCGGGUAUCUUGCAUUGAACAGAGGAUAAGGACAUGUCAAGAAUACAUCGAUCAUGAGGGUCUUUCUCAACAGUCGUCGAUUAUAGAUACUCCUAAAUACCACAAGCGGUACAUCUUUCCAGUUAGUGAGACCAUGCACGGAGGCAGCAGAACUAAAUCCAAAUACCAAGAAUGCAACCUAGAUGAUGAAGACGAAUGGCAUCAAUUUCGGAAUGCUGUUCGCGCUACAAUUAGAGAGACCCCACCAUCUACUGUCAGCAAAGGGCGUUCUCCGUCUCCUUCUCCACAACCUCCCCGGCGACCUGGAGUUUUUUCGUUUACGUCUACCAUGCCCAAAAAAGAAUUAGACAAGCGAACAGUUUCACCUCAUCGAUUUCCACUUUUACGGUCUGGAUCUCUUGCAAGGAGGCCAACGACCCCAAACAAAAGUCGGUCAACUACCCCGAACUCAAGUAGGCCGACAACUCCAAAUCCUGCUAAUGCCAGACGACGGUACCCUUCGGAGCCUCGGAAGUCAGCUUCAAUGCGAUUACCUGCUGAAAGAGAUAAUGGCAGAGAGGUUGAACAAUACCCCAGCAAAAGUAAACGGCUACUCAAGGCCUUGCUUAGCCGGCGAAAGUCGAAGAAAGAUGACAUGUUAUACACUUACUUGGAUGAAUACUAGAAAUUGCGAAUGGACAUUGGAAGCAGAAAAUACUGCUUCCAGCUUUCGCUUUCGUACUAGUUUGGUACUGAGGUGCUUUUAUAAAAAGUGGGUAUAAAAAAAAGCUGAGCUCAAAAAAGUGUUUGGUAAACGCUUAAAAACAGCUUAUUUUCACAGUUUUAGGUGAAAAAACUGAAAACGUGAAGCAGCAAAAAUGAGUUUAUUCUCACAGCACAGCAGAAUCAGUUUUUUUUUCAAAGCACAGCAAUACCCAACCAGCCUUUCGUUUGAUUACCUUUUCCUUUCUAUAAAGCAAUGUGUGUUUUCAUAUUUAUACACUGUACGGUGUAUAUAUCAAUAUUACUUCCCAUUUCAG